This is a messenger RNA of Parnassius mnemosyne (clouded apollo), 1596 nucleotides long. The record is from the annotation of a GenBank genome assembly. NCBI's taxonomy places the organism in Eukaryota, Metazoa, Arthropoda, Insecta, Lepidoptera, Papilionidae.
AUGGCGCAGCGCUUUCCCUCUGGAGCACCUAGCACAGCGCCGCCGCCGCCGGGUCCUAUGCAACCUCAGCAACGCUAUCCAGGACCUGCACAGCCUCCAGGAUCACCAAUGCAGCAAAGACCUUAUUCCGGCCCUAAUUUCCCGCAGCAGCAGCGGGCGGCUCUGGCGGGGGUGCCGGGCGGGCCGGGUGCAGGGGGCCCGGGUGCGGGGGGCGCGGGCGGGGGCGGGCGCGCGUUCGGCGGGGGGCCGCGCGCGCCCGCGCCGCCCGCCGCCAAGCGCGCGCCCGACACGCGCGCGCCGCUGCCGCCGCAGCACAAGCCGCAGCUCUACGCACAGGAGGGGUACGGCGCUGGGGGCGGUGCAGGUGCCGCGGGGGGCGGGGCGGGGACGGGCCCGGCCGCCAAGCGUAAGAAGCGGCUUGCCGACAAGAUCUUGCCGCAGAAGGUGCGCGACCUGGUGCCCGAGUCGCAGGCCUACAUGGACUUGCUGGCCUUUGAGCGCAAGCUCGACGCCACCAUACACCGCAAGCGCCUCGACAUACAGGAGGCGCUCAAGCGCCCCAUGAAGCAGAAGCGCAAGCUGCGCAUCUUCAUCUCCAACACCUUCUACCCAGGUCAGGGCGACAACGCCGUAGCAUCUUGGGAACUGCGAGUAGAGGGACGUCUGCUCGAUGAUUCUAAAAACGAUCCCAAUAAGGUGAAGCGCAAGUUCUCGUCGUUCUUCAAGUCGCUAGUGAUCGAACUGGAUAAGGAAUUGUACGGGCCCGACAAUCACUUGGUGGAGUGGCACCGCACUCUCACUACGCAGGAGACUGACGGCUUCCAAGUGAAGCGGCCCGGGUACAAGAACGUGCGCUGCACGAUCCUGCUGCUGCUGGACUACCAGCCGCUGCAGUUCAAGCUGGACCAGCGCCUGGCGCGCCUGCUGGGCGUGCACACGCAGGCGCGCCCCGUCAUCGUCAACGCGCUCUGGCAGUACGUCAAGACGCACCGCCUGCAGGACCCGCACGAGCGCGAGUACGUGGUGUGCGACAAGUACCUGGAGCAGAUCUUCGGGUGCGCGCGCAUGAAGCUGGCGGAGGUGCCGGCGCGGCUGGGCGCGCUGCUGCACGCGCCGGACCCGAUCGUCAUCAACCACGUGAUCGCCGUCGAGCCGCCGCACGACACCAAGCAGACCGCCUGCUACGACAUCGACGUCGAGGUGGAUGAUACACUUAAAACACAAAUGAACAAUUUCCUACUGAGCACAGCCAACCAGCAAGAGAUACAGGGCCUUGAUGCUAAGAUACAUGAAACGGUGGAUACUAUCAAUCAGUUGAAAACCAAUCGCGAAUUUUUCUUAAGCUUCAGUAAAGAUCCGCAACAGUUCAUUCAGAAAUGGCUUGUCAGUCAGUCGAGAGAUUUGAAGACGCUGUCGGGCGGGUCGGGCAACCCCGAGGAGGAGCGGCGCGGGCAGUUCUACGCGCAGGCCUGGAGCGGCGAGGCGGCGGCGCGCUACCUGCACGCGCGCCUCGCCGCGCGCCGCCGCGACCUGGACCUGGCGCACGCGCCGCACGCGCCCCACGCGCCCCACGCGCCGCACCUGCAGCGCCUCUAG